AUGCUGACGGAUCUGGAGAGUGCCAUUAACUCCCUGAUUGAAGUCUACCACAAGUACUCCCUGCUGAAAGGGAAUUACCACGCCGUCUAUAGGGAUGACUUGAAGAAAUUGUUAGAGACAGAGUGUCCUAAGUAUAUGAAGAAAAAGGAUGCAGACACUUGGUUCAAAGAGUUGGACAUCAAUGAGGAUGGUGGAAUUAACUUCGAGGAGUUCAUGGUGCUGGUGAUAAAGGUGGGCCUGGCAACCCAUGAAGACAUUCACAAAGAAUAG
Messenger RNA from Rangifer tarandus platyrhynchus (Svalbard reindeer), 270 nucleotides. NCBI's taxonomy places the organism in Eukaryota, Metazoa, Chordata, Mammalia, Artiodactyla, Cervidae. The record is from the annotation of a GenBank genome assembly.